Salvelinus namaycush (lake trout) is the source of this 982-nucleotide messenger RNA. Its product is annotated as ankyrin repeat domain-containing protein 1-like. Lineage: Eukaryota; Metazoa; Chordata; Actinopteri; Salmoniformes; Salmonidae. The transcript has 7 exons. Bases 1 to 756 code for a protein of 251 amino acids. Gene Ontology annotation, molecular function: RNA polymerase II-specific DNA-binding transcription factor binding. Gene Ontology annotation, cellular component: nucleus. The record is from RefSeq and is a predicted model, not a curated record. Gene Ontology annotation, biological process: regulation of transcription by RNA polymerase II.
AUGUGGCCCAACAUUCUGUACCGUAUUCCUUUUCAGACCGACAAAUCAGGCCGGCUGAAACUAGAGACCGUGGAUGACCUUUUCAACAUCCUGAAACUGAGGAAGAGGAGGAGGGAGAGGAAGGUGCAGAACAGGAAAGAACCUGAGCCAGAGAUCAUUCCCGACACAGUCGAUGAAGACACGUUCCUGAAAGCAGCUAUGGAAAAUAAACUGCCUGUGAUUGAGAAGUACCUGUCAGAUGGAGGUGACCCCAACGUCGGUGAUCAUUUCCUAAGGACAGCACUACACAAAGCCUCAUCCAAGGGCCAUGUGGAGAUUGUGAAGAGACUGCUGGAGGCUGGGGCUUCCAUUGAGAAGAAAGACAGAUUGGAUGCCACUUCAGUACACUGGGCCUGCAGGGGAGGCAGCCUGACUACUCUGGAGCUGCUUCUCAAUGAAGGAGGGAAGUUCAACUCCAGAGACAAGCUGCGCAGCACUCCUCUCCAUGUGGCAGUGAGGACGGGACACAAUGAAUGUGCUGAGCACCUCAUCCACUGUGGAGCAGACGUCAACGCUAAAGACAGAGAUGGAGACACACCCAUGCACGAUGCUGUGAGGAUAAACCGAUUCAAAAUGAUCAGGCUGCUGCUGAUGUAUGGAGCCAGUCUUAAAACUAAGAACAGUGAAGGCAAGUCCCCUAGUGAGAAUCUUCUGGCAUGGCAGAGUGGUGCUAAAAACCUCCUGUGUAACAUCAACAAUGACAAACCUGUUAAAUAGAACAAUGACUUCUCAAGGUCUUGGGGAGAUCUAUGGCUAUUGAAAUCCAUCCAUUUAUUCAGAUUGUCAUUGAUAACUGAUACUGAUAGAAUUGUUGAAUGACGAUAUUGCUGGCCAAUGUUAGGGCUGUAGCUUCCAUGCAUUUUGAUGUUGUGUUGAAGUUGGCUAUUGAGAUUCUGGGGAGAUUUAUGUGAUUGUUGGUUUUUAUUAUAUAUAUUUUUUUCAC